Lactuca saligna is the source of this 396-nucleotide messenger RNA. Lineage: Eukaryota; Viridiplantae; Streptophyta; Magnoliopsida; Asterales; Asteraceae. The record is from the annotation of a GenBank genome assembly.
AUGGAGACGAAUAUAAGUCUACUGCGGCUUUAUCGAACCCCCCUAAAUGGUGGCACAACAGUGAAACCAGCAAGAAAGUAUUCGUGUCCGCAAGAAGGGUGUAGAUGGAAUCGUAAGCAUGAGAAGUUUCAGCCACUGAAGUCGAUGGUUUGCAUGAAGAAUCACUAUAAAAGGAGCCAUUGUCCGAAGAUGUAUUCGUGUAAGAGGUGUCAACAGAAGCAGUUCUCUGUGCUUUCGGAUUUAAGGACUCAUGAGAAGCACUGUGGGGAUGUGAAAUGGCGGUGUUCUUGUGGGACGACGUUUUCAAGAAAAGAUAAGCUCAUGGGUCAUGUUGGUUUGUUCAUAGGACAUACACCUGCAGAUGUUGAUACAAGUUCUUCGAACAAGAUUCAAUGA